ACACUUUUAAUGAGUCUUAGAACCUAGCUUAAACGUGAAUGUUAAUUUUAAUUCCAGUAUUUUUCAAGCCUUCCAGUUGUAAUAUUGUGAAAUUUUGUAGAUAUAUAUUUGAAAAUAUAAUUUAGAUUACAAUUUAGAUUACAUAAAUAAAUAUAUCUAUUAAAGGAUAUAUAAAAAAUACAGCCGACAACGUUCACAACAUGUAUAGAUUGUGAAGCAGCCUGGACCAACAUUAACAUGGUCCAAAGAGUUCCUAAAUGCAACAAUGGCAAUUUCACAUUCCUUUUUUAAUUAUUCGUACUACUUGUUGCCAAUAUAUUUUAAUAUGUGGUAUAUCCCAUUUUACAAGUUGAUUUUCCUGUCGCUAUUGCUACUCAUUACUGUUUCUCUCUUUGUUCUACAUGGUUUUUUAUUAACUAUCCAAAUAAUUUUACUCUUAACGGUAAAAUAACUUAAACGCACAAACGGCCUUUAGAAGAGAAAGGCAUAACAUAAACCGUUGUGGUAAGCGUGGUAAUAACUCUUUAAGCUGAGCUUAUUUGAGUGAUUAGGGACGGUGGAUGGAAACGCGUGAAUUGAUUAACAUUCUUUUAAUUCUCUUGAUUAAUCAUUAAAACAAAAAUUGUUGAAAAUUUGAAUAUCUGACUGGUCAAAUUUCUGUCGUGGCGUAGCAUGAAAACUAUAUAUAAACAUCCACACAUGCCUAGUGACCCUCUCCAUCGUAGCUUACCUACAACAUCUGCCACAAUCCAAUCAAAACACCUCUUUUCAUUCUCUCUCAAAUCUUCAUUUCCAUAUCUACUUUUUCUCUCCACUUUAUUCUCCUACCCCUUCUCUCUCUCUAGAGCUAAAGAAAAUGGGUAUUUUAUCAAGAAAAGCUACUUGCAACACUCAUGGCCAAGAUUCUUCGUAUUUCCUGGGCUGGGAAGAGUACGAGAAGAACCCUUACGACGAGGUCAAGAACCCUGAUGGCAUUAUCCAAACGGGUCUCGCAGAAAAUCAGUUAUCUUUCGAUCUUAUUGAGUCAUGGCUUGCCAAGAACCCUGAAGCAGCAAACUUCGAAAGAGAAGGCCAAUCUAUUUUCCGGGAACUAGCUCUCUUCCAAGAUUACCAUGGCCUUCCUUCCUUCAAGAAUGCUAUGGCGGAUUUCAUGUCGGAAAAUAGAGGAAACCGAGUUUCUUUUGAUCCUAAAAAGCUUGUCCUCACCGCGGGUGCUACUUCGGCUAACGAAACUCUUAUGUUCUGUCUCGCUGAUCCUGGAGAUGCUUUCUUGCUCCCUACUCCAUAUUAUCCAGGAUUUGAUAGGGAUUUGAAAUGGCGAACCGGAGUUGAGAUUGUACCAAUCCAAUGCACAAGUGCAAACGGAUUCCGCAUCACCAAAUCCGCACUCGAAGAAGCCUACAAGCAAGCGCAAAAGCUUAACCUAAAAGUUAAAGGAGUCCUUAUAACCAACCCAUCUAACCCGUUGGGUACUACAACAACCCGAACCGAACUAAACCGUCUCUUAGAUUUCGUGUCACGUAAGAAUAUACAUUUGAUAAGCGACGAGAUCUACUCGGGUACUGUUUUCACUUCUACUGGUUUCAUCAGCGUAUUGGAAGUCCUCAAAGAAAAAAAACUCGAAAACACCGAUGUUUCUAAACGUGUCCACAUCGUUUACAGUUUGUCUAAAGAUCUAGGCCUACCUGGUUUUCGCGUUGGAGUUAUUUACUCCAACGAUGAUAUUGUUGUGGCUGCAGCGACAAAAAUGUCUAGUUUCGGUCUAAUAUCUUCUCAAACACAGUACCUCUUAUCCGCAUUAUUAUCCGACAAAAACUUCACUAAGAACUACCUCAAAGAGAAUCAAAUCCGACUCAAAAAUCGACACGAUAAGCUUGUGUCUGGUCUAGAGGCUGUAGGUAUCGAGUGUCUCAAGAGCAAUGCUGGACUCUUCUGCUGGGUCGACAUGAGACACCUAUUGAGAUCUAACACGUUUGAAGCCGAGAUUGAGCUAUGGAAAAAGAUCGUUUACGAGGUUAAGCUCAAUAUCUCUCCCGGUUCUUCGUGCCAUUGCAACGAACCGGGUUGGUUUAGGGUUUGUUUCGCGAAUAUGAGCGAGGAAACACUAAAGGUUGCUUUGAUUAGAUUGAAGAUGUUCGUUGAUGGACCGUCAUCUACUACAAGAAGUCAAAGUGAGCAUCAAAGGCUAAAGACUUUAACAAAGAUGAAAGUCUCUAAUUGGGUUUUACGGCUAUCAUUUCAGGACCGUGAACCCGAGGAACGAUAGUCUGGUUUAUUUUUAUAAUAAAAGUGUAAUAAAUAUGAUUGGUUUUCAUUAUUUUUAGUGAUUUAUUCGUCAGAUGUAUCUUUUUAUCAGAAUUCUAUAUUUUGGUAAAGUUUAUAGAGAAAAGUUCAUGCAGUGUAGCUUUUUGUAUAAUUUGUUUAGUGAGAUUUGAAAAGAAAAACAAAA
This is a messenger RNA of Brassica napus (rape), 2449 nucleotides long. RefSeq names its product 1-aminocyclopropane-1-carboxylate synthase 8-like. Gene Ontology annotation, biological process: biosynthetic process; amino acid metabolic process. Bases 857 to 2266 code for a protein of 469 amino acids. NCBI's taxonomy places the organism in Eukaryota, Viridiplantae, Streptophyta, Magnoliopsida, Brassicales, Brassicaceae. The transcript is spliced from 4 exons. The record is from RefSeq and is a predicted model, not a curated record. Gene Ontology annotation, molecular function: pyridoxal phosphate binding; transaminase activity.